AUGGUGAGCUUAAAAAGACUAAUUGGCAUGGCAAGGAAGUGGCAAAUAAUGGCGGGAAUCAAAAGGAGAGAGAUUUCUCCACCUACAGAUAAAAUGAGGCAUAAGGUAGCAGAUAAAGGUCACUUUGUGGUGUACACCAUUGACAAGACACGUUUCGUGGUACCAUUGACUUGUUUGAGGAACAACGUGUUCAGAGAGCUGUUGAGGAUGUCUGAGGAACACUUUGGACUCCCAACUGAUGGUCCAAUAAUCUUGCCCUGUGAGGCACCCUUCAUGGAAUAUGUUUUGUCGUUGGAGCUUCACCACGCACUGCAAAUAGUACCUUCCUUCGACUUUGGAUUUGGAUCUAAUUGUCUCGCACAUGUAUCUGCACCUCAUGCUCUCACUCUUGCCUAA
Messenger RNA from Sphenostylis stenocarpa, 396 nucleotides. The record is from the annotation of a GenBank genome assembly. NCBI's taxonomy places the organism in Eukaryota, Viridiplantae, Streptophyta, Magnoliopsida, Fabales, Fabaceae.